GUCUCACCCACGCGACUUCACAGGAACAAAAACCGAUAUCCAGCACAGAAAUUCCACAACUGACCGAUCUCGUUCGUAACCCUUCUUCUCCUCUCCUCAAACUUGGGCGCAACCCUUGCCUGCAUAGCCCUCAGGUGUUCUACGAAAGUAGUCCUCUCUUGCGCUCUCCAGAAACGCUCCUAGGAUCCUGAGAGGUGGAACACAAGACACGGUAGCAGAGAUGUCGAACGCGUUCAUUGGGCUCACCAUGCUGGUGACGCUCAGUUCUCCACCUGGCGCCCAAUUAAGAGGAGUCGUCAGUGGCAUUGAACCUGGCAAAAGUCUGACUUUGCGGAAUGUAACUUGCCCUGCGAACGGAAAGUAUGUCCCAGAAUUCACGAUCAAUGCCGCCGAAAUCGUUGAAUUGAUUGAAGCUCGCAACGAGAACACAGCUCCUAGUGCUACCGUGAAAGCUCAAAAAACUAUCCCUGUCGCUCCUGCUGAGAGGAAGACUUUCGAAGAUCCUGCCAUUCUGAGUGUAGGAAAGCGACCAACACCGAACCAGAAUUUGAGGCCGAACAUACCUGCGCAAUGGAACUCUGCUGCUAUGGAGAGGACAGACUCGGCACGAACUGCGACGGGUAGGGAGAAGGAUGCGACGAGAGACAUUACUCCAGCUGCGACUCUGGUAGAACCCAUGCAGAAGGUUCAUAUCAAGGAGGAAGUAGACGACGGACUGGUCUUGGAGGAACUUGAUGCUGCACAACCAGAACCUGAGGUUUCGCCCGAGCCUGAGUUACAACCAGUCAAAGCACGGAGGACCCGUAGACGAAAAGGUCGCAAGAAUGAUGAAGGUAGUCAUGAUCCGGCUUCAGCACCAACGAAAGAGACCACUAGAUCUAAGGGAUGGAGACAAACACCUUUGCUGGAACCAGUGGACUCUUUCCAACCGUUUGCUACUUUGAAGAAGAACCAAAAGGGCAAGAUGCGAAAGGAGAUGAGUGGAUGGGCGACUGAGGACGCUACUGAUGUCCAGGAGAUGGGAGACUUCGACUUUGAAAACAACUUGGCGAAGUUUGAUAAGAGGACUGUCUUUAACCAGAUCCAAGCUGAGGAUAGUGUGGCCGACGAGGAUCGAUUAGUUGCUCAUAAUAGAUUACCAAAGGCCAAACCAGGUACAUCUGGUGGAAAGAAUUUACACUACACCGAAAACGUCCUCGAUGCAGCAAAUGGAAAUGGAAAGGCGAAGGGUGGUUCUUACAAGAGCGAGGCUGAUAGUGAUGAGAUUGAGGAGAGGGCAAGUCAGAGAGGCUCUGGAAGUGGUCGACAUUCCCGUCGAGCUGAAAGCAAGCUAUCUACGAGUCGAAGACCUGUUUCUCGCAAGGGUAGCGCUGGCAUGCAACCGUUGCAGCCAGCCAGGACGCUCUCUAUGCCGACCAACGCCAAGGCUUUGUUCUACCUUGUUCCGUCGGAUAGACGUUGCGAGCCAAUCUCGUCUCUACAAAUGCUCAAUCUAGAGAACAUUGCCGACAACGAGCUUGGUUUGUCAGAGGACAUGAUGACUGAGAACGCCGCUCGUGGUAUUGCUGAGGUCGCUUUGUCUGCUUUACAUACUCGCACUGACGGCUUGAAUGUUGGAAACAAUGUGGUCAUCCCAACAGUCGUUGUUUUCGCAGGAAAUAACAAAAGUGGUCUCCGAGCCGUCGCAGCAGCCAGACAUCUCCGAAAUCACGGUGCUAGUGUUGUGGUCUGUGUCCUUGGCUUGGAACGCGAAUCGGAGCUUUUGGUAGGCCUUAGACGUCAAAUCAAGGUCUUCCGUAGCUUCGGAGGCAAGGCGGUCACGAAGUCAGAGCUUCUUGAAUUCAUCAAGAAUCUUGCUUCACCCGUUGAGCUUGUCAUCGAUGGCCUUCUCGGUCUUACCAUUUCAUUCGAGGAGCUCAGAACAGGAGAUCAAGCAACAGCUUACGAGCUCAUUGCAUGGGCCAACCGAAGUAAGGCGGAAGUGCUUGCGAUUGAUGUUCCUACUGGCAUUGAUCCGACAACUGGAAAGGUCAGCAUCAUCGAUGGAAGACAACUCUACAUCCAUGCCAAUUAUGUUGUGGCUAUGGCUGCACCGAAGAAAGGUCUGCUGGAGGCGAUGGCUCUUGGUGAAGGAAUCGGAGACGAGGACGCAAUUGGCAAGGGCCGAGAAUGGCAACUCUACGUCGCUGAUCUCGGUCUUGGUGCUUCCGUCUGGAAGAAAGCCGGCACGAGAGUCAGGAGAGGAGUCGAAUUCGAGGGAAGUUGGGUUCUGGGCAUGAGAUUUGAGAGCGCGGAGUGAACGAGGGACAACAAAAGCUUAUGAAGGUCGAAUUGUAUUUUUUGCUGAAACUUAGCAUGGCGUUAGUGGCUACACUUUACGAAGGGCGGGAAAGCUGGUCGGAAAAUCAGCUUCAGAUAUGGUUUAGCAAGGCGCAUUACGAUGGCUGGGGGUUAUAGCUUUACUGCUAUGGUAUUCUUUUUUAACGUCAAUCACUUUACA
This is a messenger RNA of Mollisia scopiformis, 2500 nucleotides long. RefSeq names its product YjeF N-terminal domain-like protein. Gene Ontology annotation, cellular component: P-body. Bases 221 to 2299 code for a protein of 692 amino acids. Gene Ontology annotation, biological process: deadenylation-independent decapping of nuclear-transcribed mRNA; P-body assembly. The record is from RefSeq and is a predicted model, not a curated record. NCBI's taxonomy places the organism in Eukaryota, Fungi, Ascomycota, Leotiomycetes, Helotiales, Mollisiaceae. The transcript is spliced from 3 exons. Gene Ontology annotation, molecular function: mRNA binding.